CUCCCGCUGACUGAUUGUCAUGCGUGUGACGCAAGUGAUUCUACCUAGAGUAGAAUUAGCGCCGACGCUGCGCGCGCACACACGCCCCACUCCUACAGACGGCUUUUCAGCGUGAACAAGCAGCUCAUCUCGCACAGAAGCGCCGCGAAGAAAGAAGACGUCACAAGACUGAUAGGGAAAUGUCUGACUCCUCGACUUUUCCUCUCUUUUAUUAGUCUUAUUCAUUUUAUAAUCAUAUUUUCUCAGAUUUUGACCUGCACACUUUGCGUCUGAGUGAGGUUUGGUCCGAAUGAACAGUCAUGGGAGAAUGGACCAUAUUGGAGCGUCUCUUGGAGGCGGCUGUCCAGCAACACUCCACUAUGAUAGGACGGAUCCUGCUGACAGUGGUGGUGAUUUUCCGCAUUCUGAUCGUGGCGAUAGUGGGAGAAACGGUGUACAAUGACGAGCAGUCCAUGUUCGUAUGUAACACUCUGCAGCCCGGCUGUAACCAGGCGUGUUACGACAAAGCCUUCCCCAUCUCCCACAUCAGGUACUGGGUGUUCCAGAUCAUCAUGGUCUGCUGCCCCAGCCUUUGCUUCAUCACCUACUCUGUCCACCAGUCUGCCAAGCAGAAGGAGCGACGCUACUCUACAGUCUACCUCUCCCUGGACAAGGAACAGGACUCAAUGAAGCGAGAGGACAGCAAGAAGAUCAAGAACACCAUUGUUAACGGAGUACUGCAGAACACAGAGAACUCCAAUAAGGAGGCGGAGCCUGAUUGCCUCGAGACCAAGGACAUUUCCAACUCAGUCCUGCGAACUACAAAGUCCAAAAUGAGGAGACAGGAAGGCAUAUCCAGGUUCUACAUCAUCCAGGUGGUGUUCAGAAACGCACUGGAGAUCGGCUUCCUGGUGGGUCAGUAUUUCCUGUAUGGAUUCAAUGUUCCUGCCGUGUACGAGUGCGAUCGGUACCCUUGCAUCAAAGAUGUGGAGUGCUAUGUUUCCAGGCCCACGGAGAAGACGGUGUUCUUGGUCUUCAUGUUCGCAGUCAGCGGCAUUUGCGUGGUGCUCAACUUAGCAGAGCUCAACCAUCUGGGCUGGAGGAAGAUCAAGGCUGCUGUUCGAGGCGUGCGAGCAAGGAGGAAGUCCAUUCAGGAGAUCCGCAACAGAGACUUGCCCAGGAUGAGUAUGCCCAACUUUGGACGCACUCAAUCCAGUGACUCCGCAUACGUGUAAAUGUUUGGAACACAUAUGGAGAUACUCUACGCUCAAACUACUCCUACAAAGUCUUCAUCUAUCGACACAAUCCUCCCUCGGGGGCGUGUUUCACCUUUGUUGGACAUUUCCAUGACAUGUCUUAUCAGCGUUCGUGAGAGAUGGAUGUACGCGUACACCCUUCUUCUUUUUUUCUUUUAUGACACAAGAAACUGACUGGCUUGUUUAAAAAAGGAGGUUCCACUGAUGAAGCUUGUCAUCAUUAAGUGCAUCUUAAAGGUAUUCCCGAAUGGGUGUCCAAAGUGCCAAUUUUGGCCCACAGCUCGUUUUUUAUUGGACCUCAGUUUAUGCUAAAAUUGUAAUUAUUAAUGAAAUGACAUUUUUGUAUAAUGUAUAGAGAUGACGCGUAUACUAGAUGUGACUUUAGGGACACCCUAAAUGACACUUAUUAAGAUGUGGAUGUUUUGUUCACAUGGUUUAGCAUGAACUGUAUUGACCUACAGUACAUUGGAUCGCUUUUAGCGUAUUUAAUGGACAAAAUGUAUCAAAUUGGCCUCCGAAUCCUAUAAUAUUUAUGUAAGCGGUCCUCGCUGGAGAAAGUUUGGACACCCCUUUAUGAUGGUGGCAUCUACUCAGAAGCCAAAUGAACAUCCAGUAUGUGUCCACUCUAAUAUCCUAAUAUUCAAGUGGUCCAAUAUCAUCCAGCUGAAUGAGGAGUAAGAUUAAUAAUGUAGAAGAAUGAUGAAUACAGUUUCUUCAGCCACUUCCAUGUUUGGGAUGCCUGUGCGUGCACCACCGACCUUAAACUGAUGAUUCAUCACACCUAAGCGCCCUUUUGAUUGAUUUAUUUAAUAUUAUAAGUGCCAUAUGUACUUUGUAUAUACUCGUAUAGCCCAUCCAACCUCUAUCUUAAGAAACGUAAGGUACACACGACACUGUGUUUGUCAGCAGGUGUUUUUCGUGGGGAACAGACCAGAUGAUGUCUUUUGUUUGGGUCAACACGAUGUCACUUUAAACAGUUAUCUGCAAAUAAAAAGAAGCCAUAUCAACAAACACAGGGUGCUUGAUUUUCACAUGGAAAGACCAGACUGCAGCUUUUAAAUGACGUUGACAAAUAUAGUCUGAUAUGUCAGUACAUGUACAAUAAAGUAUUUGAUCCCCUACUAAUUUUUAAAUGUACCCCCUUGCAAAGAUAUGUCUGCUACAAUUGUAACAGACAGAAUGUAAACCCAUCCAUCCAUUUUCUAUAACGCUUAUCCUAAUUAGGGUAUGCUGGAGCCUAUCCCAGCUGCCUGAAGAGGCGGGGUACACCCUGGACUGGUCGCCAGCCAAUCGCAGGGCACAUAUAGACAAACAACCAUUCACACUCACAUUCAUACCUAUGGACAAUUUAGAGUCUCCAAUUAACCUAACAUGCAUGUUUUUGGAAUGUGGGAGGAAACCGGAGUACCCGGAGAAAACCCACGUGCAUGGCGAACGUGCAAACUCCACACAGAGAUGCCCACCGGAGAUUCGAACCCAGGAUUUCCCAAUCUCCUGACUGUGUGGCCAACAUGUUAACCACUAGGCCACCAUGUGGCCAGAAUGUAAACAAAUACAGAAAAUAACAUGAAAUAAAGUUGAUAAAUUAAUUCGUAUUAGAUCAAGGUAAAUAAGUAUACUGGAACCUUGGUUAGCGUCAUUAAUCCAGAAGGUGAUGAAUGAAUGAAUUUUUCCCAUAAAAAAAAUGUAAAUCCAAUUACUGUGUUCCAGAAAGCUAAAAAUGUUUGCACAAAACAUGUUUUUGUGGUUUUACAAUUAUAGUUUUGCAUGCAGAAAACAAUUAAAAAUGCAUAUAAAUGAUGAAUGAAAGGGAUAAAUGAACAUUUAAGGUUUUUUUUACCUUCAUUGAAGAAGGGAUUGUUGCCAAGACACGAUGUGGCAGCGAGAUCAACACGGACACCACCUUGGUGUUUUGCUAUGAGUUAUAAGCCAACAUGGGGCCAAAAAAGUUGAAAGUGGCAGUAUUUUUAUAAAGAAUGCGAAAAACACAUUCACAAUUCAACAAGUAACAAGUAACUCAUGGCAAAACAGGAAGGUGGUGUCUGUGUUGAUCUCGCUGCUCUAUUGUGUCUUUGGCAUCACAUCUUCAAUGAAGGUAAAAGUGACCUUAAACAGAGCUGACUCCAGCUUCCUUUCAUUCAUUCAUUUUCUAUGCCACUUAAUACUCAUUCAGGUCACGGGGGUAUGCAGGAGCCUAUCCUAGCUGACGUUGUGGCUCAGACGGUGUACAACCUGGACUGGUCACCAGGGCACAUGUCGACAAACAACCUUUCACACUCACACCUAUUGACAAUUUAGAGUCGGCAAUUAACCUAACAUGCAUCUUUUUGGAAUGUAGGAAUGUUGGAAUGUAGGAGGAAGCUGGAGUACUCGGAGAAAACCCACUCACGCACAGGGAAAACAUGCAAACUCCACACAGAGAUGUCCAACGGAGAUUCGAACCCAGAUCUUCCAAAUCUCCUGACUGUGUGGCCAACAUGCUAACCACUUGACCUCCAUGCGUGCGGCCCGGCAUCCGCUUCCUGUUUCCAUGUAUCAGCAACCGAAUAGGAUGCUAACAAGGACGUUUUGUCAUAAAAAUACAUUAAGACGGCCGCACUGUAUUAAUAACACCACAGGACGGGUGCCAUAUUGUACGCUAACCGGAAAAAUGUAUGUAAACCGAGGCAAAAGUUUGAUGUCAAUUUUUAAUUUAAUUUUUAACCAGAAAAAACAUGCUAACUGGGGAGUACGCCAACCAAGGUUGCACUGUAUCAAUAAUGUAACAGCAAACAAUAACAAAAUGAGCACAGAUAUUUGUGAAAAACAGAAAAUAACUGAAAAACACCAAUCUCAUCACAAUGGCAUCGGUCCAAUACUGACACUGCCGUUGGUAUCGAUACUCUAGAUCCUGUAUUUGGAUGCUUGAUACUGUUGCCUGUGCGUUAUGGAUUUUGACUGUCCAUCUCCAAAGGCUGUGACCACAUUUAUCUCAGUAUGAGAUAAGCAUGUUUAAAGCUAUGUUGUUGUGUGAGAGUGUGUUGUUGUUGUUGCUGCUGCGGUGUGUUUCCUCUAACCAGCCAGAGCCAUUAAGAGUGUCUUCCGAUACGCAAGUUCUAAUCAUGAAUAUUCAUACCUGACAGCGACUUACACUCAGGAUGAGCCACCACAGUCAAGGACUGUCAAGGACUGCGGUGGCUGAUGGCUGCUUGACGUUGGUCACGGUUGUGGUAAAAAGAAGGGAUAAUGGUCAAGAUAACAGAAAGCAAACACUGAGAAUGACAAUGAACACUGCAGCUAGAAAUGGAGGCUUUGACCCAAAUAAUCUGAGGACUGUACAGCCCAACUCAGGCCCAAUACCAGGGGUUCCGACCGUGAGGGGAUGACAAAUAAACAAAUAACCUCAAUCAUUACCUGAAAGUUCCAAAAUGAAAUUAUUGAUAGUAGCUAUCAACGAACCAUCUAACGCUGUCUGGCCAUCUGUUUGGGACCUCAAUCUGAAACCAACUUGGGUUCUGCAGCAGGACAAUGAUCCAAAACACACCAGCAAGUCCACCUGGUGGCAAAAGA
Dunckerocampus dactyliophorus (ringed pipefish) is the source of this 4784-nucleotide messenger RNA. It is a transcript of the gene gjd2b, whose product is annotated as gap junction protein delta 2b. The transcript has 2 exons. The record is from RefSeq and is a predicted model, not a curated record. Gene Ontology annotation, biological process: cell communication. Gene Ontology annotation, cellular component: connexin complex. The coding region runs from base 300 to 1214 and encodes 304 amino acids. NCBI's taxonomy places the organism in Eukaryota, Metazoa, Chordata, Actinopteri, Syngnathiformes, Syngnathidae.